AUGGCUACAUCAUCCGUCUCACCCCUCAAGAUCCCAGCCCGCGGUGCCUUUCUCUCCCCUCCAGAUCCCACUGCCGCCGCACUGCCCGAAUCACCAGAGAAAGGCAAUGCUUUUCCCUCUGCCUUUGACCAGAAGCCACGAAGCCUCCGCAGAUUGCAGUCGCACAAUCAACUCUCUUCUGCAAACAUGGGCACACAGUAUUCAAACCUGAAACCGCGAUCUGCAGUGCCGACCAGACCCUCACGCGAACAGCUGAGCCAGCCAAACACCACCAUUGCCACCAACUCAUCUUCAAAUCCCUCCUCGCGAACCCGUGCGAACAGCGACGCCCUCCUCCCCUAUGUACCCCAGAAGCCUCGAAAGGCAGGCGUAACGUCGCCUCCGUCCUCAAAUCACAUCGCAAAUCAUGCCCGCAAAUCCAGCUUGGAAAUGACUUUGAGGGAUGGCCCUCCUCCGGGGACGACAGCCACUACGGCGUUGUCUCUCCUCCGACAUUCAAUCUUGACUAGUGGUGUCACAGCGACAAAAGAGGGCAUGUCGGACUAUCGGGUAUACUUGUGGUUGACGCUUCUGAAUGUUGCGCCGUUGCCGACCGACACAUACCUUGGCCUCAUCCACCGAAGUCGUAGUCCGGCGUAUGAAAAGAUAUCGAACGAUGUGUUCCGCACACUUGCGACCGACACAUUGUUCAAGCGGCGAGUAACGGACGCGAGUCUCACAAGACUACUGAAUGCGACGGCGUGGCGGAUACAUGACGAGCAGAACUCCGAUCCGCCGAGUGACUUUGCGCAACGAUAUCCCCAGGCCACAUACCUUCAAGGAAUCAACGUCUUGUCCGCACCACUGUUGUAUGCUUCGAGAUCGGAAGCACAAGCCUACGCUCUCCUGAGUUGCCUACUCACCGAACAUAUCCCGACUUACCUAUCGCCGACCAUGUCCGGGGUGCAUAGGGGCUUGGAGCUCAUCGACCGCAUUCUGGCAUACAUCAACCCAAGUCUAUCGGCGUUUCUCUUGAGCAAGUCAUUGCCGGCCAAAAUAUACGCCUUCCCUUCGGUUCUGACACUAUGCGCGUGCACCCCACCACUUCCCGAAGUGCUGAAGUUGUGGGAUUUCCUGUUCGCUUUCGGCGUACACCUGAAUGUCAUCUGCGUCGUGGCUCAACUAUUAUUACUAAAGGACAAGUUGAUGAACGAGCCAAGCCCGGCGAAAAUGCUCAGGAGUUUCCCAAACCUCAAUGCCGACGAGGUUAUCAAGAUGACGGUAUUGAUCGUGAGAGAACUACCGGAGGAUCUCUACCGAGACAUCGUGACCCACGGAAGAGAGGUUUCAUGA
Exophiala spinifera is the source of this 1332-nucleotide messenger RNA. RefSeq lists its product as uncharacterized. Lineage: Eukaryota; Fungi; Ascomycota; Eurotiomycetes; Chaetothyriales; Herpotrichiellaceae. The transcript has a single exon. Bases 1 to 1332 code for a protein of 443 amino acids. Gene Ontology annotation, cellular component: mitotic spindle pole body. The record is from RefSeq and is a predicted model, not a curated record. Gene Ontology annotation, molecular function: GTPase activator activity. Gene Ontology annotation, biological process: activation of GTPase activity; negative regulation of septation initiation signaling.